AUGCACCAGGUGCUGUGGUCCUUCGUGGAGGCGGGGGUGAAGGACACCCAGGCGGAGGCCAGAGUGAGACGCGUGGCGGGGGACGGGAGCGGCAGGCCGAAGCUGGCCAACAAGAUCUGGGCCCACGCUAUCGGCGAGGCUGUGAAUGAGAACGCUUUCGACUGGAUGAUGCACUGCGCUCCGGAGGCCGCAGGUCCGUGGACGGGUGCCAAGAAGCCUGGAGCGCAGGACCUCGCGGCGCUGCGGGCGUUCGGGUCAGGCCAGACGGUGCAGGGCCCCUUCAGCCAGACGGCAGCGGCACAGAUGGCCCCGCCAGAGGUGGGAUGGGUGGCCGCCCCUGGUCCCGUCGGGGGGGGGGGCGGGGCCAGUGGCCUACGCGCGCCCUUCGCGCCGGGGGACGCCGUGAAGCUGGGGAUGGAGGCCAACGUUUUGCGAGCCACGCUGACGGAGCUACAGUCGCGGUCGACCACCGACGUGUGCUGGACCUGGCACUUCUGGGAGAGGAUCCACGCGGUGGACUGCUCUCAGGGCUUGCACCCCGACCUCCGACGCCAGCUGCAGUGCCAUGGCUACGUGGGGGCUGGCACCAAGAGCCCGCCGGGGCCCUCGCUGCCACGGGAGUUGGAGAGUCUGCUGGCUUGUCCGGCGUCCAGCCACGGCAGCGGGCUUGCUGGGGGGCCGCAGUGGUCGUGGGCGCCGCCCAUCGCCGCCCGGCAGGAGGAUUCGAGGUGGAACCUGAGCUUGCUCCCCGACCCGAAGCGCGCGGCUCCCGAGAUCUACCGAGCCAUGCGCGGGGCGCGGGCGGCCGGUGCCCGCGGCUGGCUGUCGCAGGAGGUGCGCGGGCAGAGGCGCGCCGCAGUGUGGACCGACCUGUGGUCGGUGAUGCGGGCGAAGGACAAGGUGGGCGCGGCGGCCAUGUUGGCCGUGCGACCGCCGGGUUCGUCGGCGGACCUGGCGCCGACGUGGCUCGUGACAGAGGCCACGGCGCGCGGCGAGGCCGAGCGCCAGCGGGGCGAGCGCGUGGCCGCCUCGGGCAAGCGGGAUGGUCGUGGAGCUGGUCGAGGCGGAGGCUUCAGCGGGAGCGUCGACCAGGCAGCUGGCGGCAGAGGCAGAGGGGGCGACGGCGGGGG
Prorocentrum cordatum is the source of this 1130-nucleotide messenger RNA. NCBI's taxonomy places the organism in Eukaryota, Dinophyceae, Prorocentrales, Prorocentraceae. The record is from the annotation of a GenBank genome assembly.